GAUAUGGUAACUAAUUAAUCGACGGUUUAUUUCACGCGUGCGACAGAUUUUGUGUUUAUGGCAGGAUAUGGAAUGUCACAACCCGUCGGUCACUUGGAUUUCUACCCGAAUAACGGGAAGGAGCAACCAGGUUGUGACCUCACCGAAGGACCGCUCGUACCUUUGACACUCGUCAAACAAGGACUUGAGGAAGCUUCCAGGGUACUAGUAGCCUGCAACCACGUUAGAGCUAUUAAACUUUUCACAGAAUCUAUCAAUGGAAAGUGUUCCUAUAUAGGACAUCAGUGCCCGUCAUACCAACAUUUUCUAACAGGAAAAUGUUUCCAUUGCGGACACGGUUGCGCAAUAAUGGGAUUCCACGCAGACAGCUCCCCGGGUUUGAUUACGAACAAAAAUAAUCAAUCUGAAAAUGAAGUGUUCCCAUCUGAGGAGCACGAUACCAUUGGUGCUAAAUAUUACCUCAGCACAGGCAAGGACCUGCCUUAUUGUCAACGACAUUACCGUGUAGCUAUUCAGCUGGCAAAUCCUAAAGGAGCAGAAUCGUGGGUGCAGGGUUUCCUCAAAGUAACUUUGAUGUCCGAUAGAGGCGUAAUUAGAGGAAUGGAUUUAACACCAAAUAACUACGUUAAAUUAGAACAUGGCACUACCUACACCAUAGUGGUCACACACCCUAUGGAUUUGGGUGGAAAAGUUAGAAAGGUGGAGUUAUCGUGGGAGUACGACAUGAAUGUACUGGAGCCGCGAUCUCUUUGCAUACUAUGGUGUAAUGACCGAUUGUACGUCAAAUCAGUUCUCGUCGACCAAAUGGAACUGCCAAGCAGAGGGAAAAGAAAUGUCGACUUCAGCACAAAAUUGUGCACACCAAAACGCGAGUUUGCUGAAAUCCCCAACCGGGGCUCUGCCAGUUUCUAUGACAACUGCGGCAGGUAGCUGUGCCAUAAUAACCAGUAGGCUUCCCACUAUAGACUUUGCUGUCUAUUUAUAUAGACUCUGCGAGUAAGCUUUAAAUGAAAAGUGGACGUAGUAGAACGAAAAGCAAACAUUUGUCGAAGUGUAAUUAUACCAGUGAUUGUUUUCAGUGUGCAGUUGUUACAGGGUGAACAUUUACAUGCGUUUAUUUAAAUUAUGAACACUUGUUUUAUUGCAUGUAGGUAGAUUUACAAUAUGAGCUAAAUUGUGUGCAAGUUCAUCAGUUUUCAAAACGUGUUUAAAUAACUUAAGCUCCUGCUAUGCCUUUUCAUUCAUGCUAGGUGAGUACAAACUUGGCUUGUACCUAGAUAGGAGGCUAGUACCUAACAUAUAUGGUUUUACAUAACUAAGGAGACUAACUUAUCAAUUCUGUUGACAAAGAAAAAUUGUAAAUAUUAUAGACGAUAUUACAAAACAUUUUAAAUAAAUCCUCAAGAUUUUAGAUGUUCUUUAAUAAUGUACCUAAGUUUACAUGAUAUUUAUACUUAUUGUUACAAAAUUCUCAGUAACUGACUGAACUUAACUUUGUAUUAAGUAUUAGGUGCCUAGAUAAUAUUAUCGAUUAGUGGAAUACUCAAAGUUUUUGUAAUAAAUUAGUAAAUAAGAAACCUUUGUAAAUACUUAACGUUAUAAUUUUAUAUUUAUGUUUUUGUAAAAAUGGCUGAUAAAUAUACAUACAAAAGAUUCGUCUUUUUUAUAGCAACGAACAAGCACUUUUCAGGCACUUUUUGUUACCAGUGAGGAAAUGAUUAUUGGUGCGUCUGUUUCAUUUAGAAAAUUCACAAAAUCUGUGGAACCAAUUCAUAAGAACGAUAGAAACUUUUUCAUUUAAAAAGAAAUUAACUAACGAAAUAAAUUGUGACCAUAACACAUUUAAUCGACAUUUUCACGUUACCUAUGUAUGUGAGUACCUACCUACAAUUUGCUAAUUAGGUACUUACGUGUAACAAUUACAAAAAUGUUAGUACAACUUAUUUUUACCGUACAUACACCUAUUAUUAGGUAGGUAGGCACUUUGAGCUUAUGAAAUUGGUUCCAAUAUUCUAGUGCCUAGCAAUAAACAUAGCUGGUCCCUACCUACUUAGUGCAUACAACGCUAAAAGUUUUUAAUAAAAGAUUAAGUCUGA
This is a messenger RNA of Spodoptera litura, 2096 nucleotides long. Its product is annotated as pancreatic triacylglycerol lipase-like. The record is from RefSeq and is a predicted model, not a curated record. Gene Ontology annotation, molecular function: lipase activity; serine hydrolase activity; protein binding. Lineage: Eukaryota; Metazoa; Arthropoda; Insecta; Lepidoptera; Noctuidae. Gene Ontology annotation, biological process: lipid catabolic process.